Puccinia graminis f. sp. tritici CRL 75-36-700-3 is the source of this 831-nucleotide messenger RNA. RefSeq lists its product as uncharacterized. The record is from RefSeq and is a predicted model, not a curated record. Gene Ontology annotation, molecular function: RNA binding. The transcript has 3 exons. Bases 230 to 655 code for a protein of 141 amino acids. NCBI's taxonomy places the organism in Eukaryota, Fungi, Basidiomycota, Pucciniomycetes, Pucciniales, Pucciniaceae.
CAGGGGUGUUUUUUUUAAAGUGCUAUUGAUUUGAAGGAAGAUUGAGUCCCGCCUUCGAACUUUGCGGGGCCCCGAGCAGAUGCGGCUGUAGCCACACUACCCGAACACACCUCAAAACUUAAUAGGCAACGCCAGCCAACGCCGCAACGGUACGGCCAUCGACCAACCACCUUGACACCGGGACCAACAGGGAUCAUCGAGUGAACACCAACACCAACGAGACAACAACAUGCCAAAGGAAGCAUCAGACAAUAAGACGAUCUUCGUCGGUAACAUCCCACCAAAUAUCAACGCCGAAGCACUUCAUUCUAGCUUUUCUCCCUUCGGCAAUAUCCGUGAUAUUCAAAUCCCAACUGAUCCCCAAUCGCGCAACAACCGAAACUUCGCGUUUAUCACGUUUCAAGAUCAAAUUGAAGCAUUAGACGCCAUCGACAACAUGCAUCUAAACCUACUCUCCUCCGAUUCAGAAAAGAUCUUGAAAGUCAACUUGGCCAGAAACAGCUUUCACAACAACAAUCAAAAAGCAGAUACUAAGGGGUUCUCACAUCCAAAUAACAGAGCUAUUUGGGAUGAUGAAACUUGGAUCAAAGAAAACGCACUGAAAGAAGACUCAAAAGGCGAUCCAGUCGUUCAAGAUGCUAAUCCCGCGCCAUGAAUCGUUCAUUUAUCAAUAAUAUUUCUGUAAAGACAAGGAUUCUAUUUUUCAUUUGAUGUAGAGUGACUACAACAGUUUUUCUCUUUGUAAUUAAAGCCGUGCAGUAUACUAUGUCUGGAAUUGAUGUAAGGUAAGGUAUCCCCCUCGUAAAUCUGGCGCCGCAAAUCAAAUUCAAA